AUGUUGUCGGUUAACAACCAGCGACGUCCUUCAGUUGGCACCAAUAUAACACCGAGUGUAGGUGUAAGAAGACCUUCAGACGAAAACCUUUCACCUUAUAACGAUUCAACGUAUGCCAAUGGUCGCCCACCUUCUCCAUUAGCGUCGCCAACAUUCUCUAGUUAUGCAACACCCAACGGUCCUUUCUCCACACUUGAGGCUCGUUCACGUUCAUCCUCCGUAUCUAGCGCGCAUUCCUCGGGUGGCUACCAUCACGACGAUUUUCAAUCAGAGCAAAAUUUGCCAUUGUCAAAUUCUUUUCGGCAAACGACUAGUGAUUUAGCAUUGACUGCAGGCGACGCAGCCUUCACCAAACGUAAACAUUCACCACCCGAUCGAAUAGUUACAGACCUUGGAGGCUCUGCCUUAGAUUAUCCUCCUAGUUCUAGUGCGACUUCGUUGACUCGUAGGGUUCACAUAACCGGACAUACUCAUGAUCGAAGUAGAUCUACCUCAAUAGACGGAGAUAUUGAAGACUCUGCUUGGCCAUUAGAGAGAGUAUUACGUUGGCUUGAUGAUAACGGCUUUAAAAACAAGUUAUAUGGUGAAGACUUUUUUGCACUUACUAACUUGAUGAACAGCAAGAUUAUAAAGGAUAUUGAUAGUCGAUCUAAAUUGAUAACGGCUAUUAGAAAACUUCGUGAUAGCAGACCAAAACGUCAGUCGUUUUCUGAGAAGGAUUCGCAGACUUUAGGUGGGAGUCCACCUCUCGAAAAUAUGCAAAGCCCCAUUACCGGUCCAUUGUCUUCAACUAGUUCAGUAAUUGGUCAAUUUUCACCUACAAAUCCAAACAUUCCAAAUGGUUCUACCUUUCAAAAUAAAUUAAAACUAUCUACUAGUGUUCCAGAGUUACGUAAUUUCAGCCAAAGGGGGCCGAUUACCAGCCCUAUAAUUAAUCCUCGAACAUCCUCAAUAGGUUGGGACAGAGAGAGUAACAAGAGUCUUUCUCCAAAUUCAGCUAUUCCUGAACAUGAAUUUCAACCAAGUAUUUCGGCUGGACUAAAAUUUGUGGCAGGGAUAUCAAUGUCACAUUUGCCAGAGCAGUCACAUUCUUUUGCUGCUUCACAUUCACAUAAUUUUCAUAAUCAACCUGUUGUACAACAGCAUUCAGUAAGCAAGACAGAAGACAAAAACAUAAGUCCUCAAUCUAGCAGGAGACAGACUAAAUAUACAUCCCAUAAUAGAUCGCAAAGUCACUCGUCAAAUGACAGUGCACUUUUUUCUGCUGAUCCACCAAAGCAAAGAUGGAUUCAAGUAACUGAUAAUAUGAAAACCUUUACUGCAACCGAAAUUACAGAUCUUGAAGAUAUCAAUUCGAUAAAAGAUACAAUAUUCUCUCAACUAAGGAUUGACUGUAAUGAAAAAGAAAAUUAUACAAUUCACGUGACUGAGUUCGGUCAAAAAGAAGGACCACCAAUUAGUGAUCUUGAUCUCAUGCAAAAAUGCAUGAAUGUAGAUGAUCGUGGUAACUUAAAAUUAUUGGUCAAGCGAAAACAACUGCAAAAUGAUUUUAAUUCGAUAGCAGAAGAUCCACAGGAUAUGAAUAGGUUCAAACAUCAUCGGAGACGACAAUCUAGUAAUCGGGUCUCUGGGUCACCUCCUCAAGAUUUGACCUUACAAGAUAAUGAGGUUCACCAUUAUGAUAAGAUACAUCGCAAAACGGCUUCAGGAGAAUUUCAAAAUGAAAAUUACUCACCAAAUCGUAUUGAUUAUAAUUAUAAUUGGAAUUGUGGCACAUCACCAAGGCUUCAAAGACAUCCGGCGAGUUUACAGCCAGCAAAUGGUGCAAUUCGUCGUCACACUAGCAGAGAACAUAUCCCUCAAGCACCUAUGUCUAUUCCUUUAAAACCACAUACCGUUUCACAACCACAUAAUCAAUCCCAGUAUUAUGGUGUUGGGCCAUAUAACCAGUAUCCCAAUAAAUACAGUAAAUCACAACCUCAUUUGCCAAUGUUACAAAAUCCUCUAUCUAUGAACCUUCACGAAUUGCCAGAAAAUGAGUCUCCUUAUGUACAUAAACACAUAAUGUCAUCCGAACCUGAUCUUACACUUAGGAAGUCUGAUAUUCAAUCACAGAACAGUAAUGUAGUUUUUCCGGACAAUGCCGAUGAAAAACCACUUUGGGCAAAAUUGCCAGAUAGUAGUUCUACACGUAUUGACGAAGAAAUAUCUAUAUGGGCUAAGCCACCUAAACCCACAAAUCCUCCGCGAUCAUCCAAUGUAUCAAGUCCUGUGGAUACCUCGCACCAAAUUACAGAUAAAAAUAAUGAUGGCGGUAGGCUUUUAUCAAAUGAUGAAGAAUUAUCAGCCAAAAUACAUAAACGAACUAGUCUUAAACAAAAUGAUAACCAGAUAGCAAUUGACAGAAAUCCUGCUAAUAGUGAACAAAACAAUUUACCUGAAAAUGCCGAACCAAAUAAUAAGGAAGUUGACGAAAUUCAAAGUAUAACCUCGCAAUCACAGCAGACUAAAAAGCGGAAUACUGGUGGACUUGCCCGAACAGUUUCAAAGCGCAGAGGCGUAAAGGUUGAAGAAUCCUGGAUUGAGAGGCCAACUGCAGAAGAUAUUUUUGAAGAUAUAGAGCAAUAUUUUCCCAAUCAUGAUGUUGAUAUGCCUAUUGUUGAUGCUCAGGGAUCUACUCAAAAUUCAUCUCCCAGUGAUGUGCCAUUGCCACAAACAAUGCCAGCAUCCGCCGCUAUUCUUGAAAAAAGUGGAGUAACAGUUUCACGUGUAAAGUCUAUCCGUGUUGUCGCUAGAGAAGCGCGAGAGCGUGAACGAACAAAUCGGAAAUCAGUUGAAGCCACUGCGGUAAAAGAGGGAAAAUUAGGUAGAAGGCCUACUACUAAACUAUGGGACAAGCGUGUUGUUGAACAAAGACCUACUGGUAAAAAAGCACCUUGCAUUUCCGGUUCGGACGAAGAUUGUACCGAAAAAAAACCUGUUAAAUGGGCAAAAGGUAGACUAAUAGGCAAAGGUAACUUCGGAAAAGUUUACAUUGCGCUGAACCUGAGCUCGUCAGAAGUGAUGGCGGUCAAGCAAAUAGAGCAACCGUUAACUCCUUCAGAUAAAAGAAAUGAACGUCAUCAGGUUCAGAUAAAAUCUUUUAAAGACGAAAUGAAAAUUUUAAAGGACUUGUCUCAUGAUAACAUAGUUUCAUAUAUCGGGUAUGAAGAAACCGAGGAAUAUAUUAACAUUUUUCUUGAAUAUGUUAAUGGUGGAUCCAUCGGUACAGUUUUAAGAAGUAAUGGUCCGUUUGAUGAACGAGUAGUAAAGUCAUUCACACGACAGAUUUUAGAAGGCUUACAAUACCUGCAUAAUCAAAAAAUAUUGCAUAGGGAUAUUAAAGCGGAUAAUAUCCUUGUUGAUGAAGAUGGUUGUUGUAAAAUUUCUGAUUUUGGAAUAUCAAAGAGAAGUGAUGUCACUACAAUGUUUAAGCUUGGAAGUGAGAAAAAAUCGCCUCCAAUAAGUGAAAAUAUUAAAUCAGAAAAGGCCCUGGACUUCUUAAACCAAUGCUUUAUAAUAAAUCCAGAUCUCAGGCCAACAGCUGAAGAUCUCUUAAAAAAUCCUUUCACGCAAGAUGAUCCCAAAUUCAAUUUAAAAGACUUUAUAAAGAUACCACAUAACAAUAAUACUGUUCCCGCGAUACCAGAAGACCAUGAAAACGCCGGUUGA
This is a messenger RNA of Racocetra persica, 3711 nucleotides long. NCBI's taxonomy places the organism in Eukaryota, Fungi, Glomeromycota, Glomeromycetes, Diversisporales, Gigasporaceae. The record is from the annotation of a GenBank genome assembly.